AUGAAAACCUGUAAGAAGACACAUGUGGCCAUGGAUCGCAACAGGAGGAGGCUAGCAAGCCAGCUGUGUGCCGCGGUGAACGAUGGAGAUCCCAGGUCUGUGCAGAUGCUUCUCUCAGAGGGUGCAAGUCCUGAUCUUGUGGGCAGUAAAGGGGUGGCUGCUAUUCACCUGGCGGUCGGUAAAGAAACAGAGAAGAACUUGCGUUGCUUGAAAAUGUUAUUGCAACGUGGAGCAGAUCCCAAUAUCAGAUCAUCUGACGGCCUGACUCCUCUUCAUGUUGCUGCUCUGUGGGGAUGUUAUCAGAAUCUCAAGCUGCUCCUGAUGAACGGAGGAAACCCAGCUAAUAUAGAUAAUGAGGGGAACACACCACGGCAGCUUGCAGAGCAACAGGAAAACCUGAAAUGUGCCCGUCUCCUCGAAGAAUACCAGGCCAGCUCACCACACACCAAAGAAGAUGACAUACCCCAAUUUCAAUACUCUGUGUUAGCAGACCGCACCGACACAUCCAGCUAUCCCGAGUCUGACUACAGCUUUAGCUCCCAGUCGUCGAUGAUAAGUGACUUUGGCGAAGCUCCAUUGAGCAGCACAAGGCGCUCAUCCUUUUUCAAUCUCUCUAACGUAAAUAAAAGACCAAUGUGCAGAGGAGUAUCAUUCGGUCCCUCCUUCUUAUCGAGCACUCGCAUGUCUGAAGUGGGACCUGCAGUGUUGGCCCUUAAAGAUGACGCUUUUCGUCCUGACGAAGGCCCCUUCUCUACAAACGGCGAUGAAACAGACACGAUGCCACCCCGCAGUCGAAACACUGUCCCAGCCUUUUCAAGCCGGAAGACCAUUACUUUCAGAGACAUUGACGAAUAUUUCCCCGUUUUCAGCCCUGACUCUGACCGGCGCCCUGCUGGUGAAGGCAGCAGCAGCCUCCCUUUUGACGUGUCGGAGUACUCUGAUUUCCUCAGUUCGGAGCGCAUGGCCACCGUUUUACCCAAGCAGGGCAUCGACGUGACAUCCCCCGAUCACGUUUAUGUUUUCUGUAGGGAGAGUAGCGAGAGGCCGGCGGAGGAAAUGGAGAAAACCGUCGUCGGUCCAUGUGCUUUGGAAGUGAGCGAUGACGAACCGGAGGAGCUAAAUCCCAGAGGACCUCGGGUGGAUGCGUCCGAACGGGGAGCGCAUCCCCGUGCCGGCAGUGGCAGCAGUGGGACGAGCAGCAGCCACUACAGUAGCUGUGAGAGCGACCAUUACACCAGUGCUCUGGAUACGUCCCGAAAUCCGGGGUAUCCUCUACCCCCUAUGGCAGAGGAUAUGUCUUCUGGGGCUGAAUCAGACAAAAUAAGUCGGGAUUCUACAGACUCUGACGAUAGAUUCACAAGGCAGGAUGAGAAUCUUCCUCUUGUUCGGCCAGAACCUGAAGCCCGUUCAAAACCUGAACCAGGAGGGACUUUACCUGAUAUCGAUAAGCUUAGCUUGACAGAAGAGAGACAGCCAAAAGGUCCGGCAUCGGAGGGCGGCACAGAUGCAUGUGAAGGAGAUGUCGCCACACCAUUGGUUGACUUCAGGUCCGAUGCAGUGGAAGAAGACGAUGCACUUGUUUUCUCUCCUUUUGUGACAGGCAGAACACGUUCAAGGCUGAGUCGCUGCUCACUGAGAACAAGCAAAACCCCCGACAGCCUCCUCGUGUCUUCCCUGUUUGAGGACACCCUGCCCACGCCGGUGCGAACACUUCGGCAGACGCCCAGAUCUCAGAGGAGCGGACUAAGUCACAACUCCCCUCAACCAGCCUGCCGCACGCCGUCUCAUUCAAAUACAAGCAAAGAGAGAGAGAGCUUCUCUGUGGAUAGCCAGAGCAUGGAGACCAAUUCUACUGUGAGUAGCAGCCAGGCUGAUACGUUCAUACUUCCCAAGACUGUCGCCGACUCUGCUGACGAGUCGCAGUCUUUGUCCGACACGGUCAUUCUAGAAAGAAAACCGGACGAUUCGGUGGAUGCUUCUGAAAGAAACCUUGCUGAAAUCAUUCGGGCUAUGCGAAAAGACAACAUGGGUCUCUCUGACGGUAGGGAGUUCCUAACCGAUGACCUGACGAGCGGCGAUGAGGCCAGCGCGAAGGGGAACGACAGUGACCCCCCGGUUACAGAGCAGACUGGUAGCCAAUCAAGCGACGAGGCUUGGAUCACAGAAAACUGCGGCCGUCAGUCAGAUUCCACCUCGUCUUCGUCCAAGUCGAGCUGCUUUUCUCCGAGGAGGUCGAGGGAGGACAGCGACUUCCCCGGCGCCCCGGUCAGGGGCUGCCCCCCGAGGUACAGCAUGAGCCGGCUGUCCAGCGUCCACAGGCCGCAGCGCCUGGCCGACCUGUCCUACACCCCCGGCGGGCGGCCACACAUCCAGGACCCGGACGAGCCGGUGGAGUACCUCUACACCGACACGGAGCAGGGCCACAAACUGAUCGAGACCCACGUCCCGCCCACCUCCGACACCUCCCUCAGCUCCAGCAUCAGCGAGGAGACCGUCCUGUACGACUGGCGCUCCCUGCAGAGCGAAACCACGGGCAGCGAAGGCAAAGAGAACCAGAGCCCCCGGACGGCGGCGCGGCAGGAGGAGAGCGGCGACUCCACGGACGGCGCGCCGCCAGACAUGAGAGGGAUGACCGACAAGGAGCUGCGGCGGAGGCUGCUGGAGUUCGGGGAGAGCCCGGGUCCCAUCAGCCGCUGCACCAGGCCCACCUACAUGCGCAGGCUGCGUCGCCAUUUACAGGAAACAGAGCCCCGCUCACAGAGUCCACAGAAGCAGCUGGAACCGCCACAGACAGGUUACAGCCCAGAACUGUCUAGGGUUCUGCAGACCUUAAAGUUGCCCGAAUGCCACGCUGACGAGCAGGCUCUGAGCCAGCAGUUCGACCAGCCGGAUCAGAACAGGAAGUGGAGGGAAGGCAUCAUCAAGUCCAGCUUCAACUACCUGCUGCUCGACCCAAGAGUGACAAAAAACCUCCCCUUCCGCAGUCACACCAUGGCUCCACACGAGUGCUUCCAGACUUUUAUUCACGCUAUAUUCUAUGUGGGCAAAGGAAAACGCUCCCGCCCCUACAGUCACCUCUACGAGGCUUUAGAGUACUUUAGAGGAGACAAAACCUCCAAGAAACUGUGCCAGAAAGUGCAGCACAUCCUUCAGGUGUGGGGAGCCGGGCAGGGCGUCAUCUCUUUGCACUGUUUCCAGAACGUCAUUCCAGUGGAGGCCUACACCAGAGAGGCCUGCAUGGUGGAGGCCAUGGGGCUAAAGAUGCUGACCAAUAAGAAGCGUGGGGAUUUCUAUGGCGUGGCGUCCAACUGGGAGCUGAAGAGGAAACGGGACCUUGGUGUCCAUCUGUUGUACCGGGCGAUGCAGAUCUUCUUGGCUGAGGGUGAGAGGCAGCUCAGACCCGCAGACAUCAGGCAGUAG
Menidia menidia (Atlantic silverside) is the source of this 3420-nucleotide messenger RNA. The record is from the annotation of a GenBank genome assembly. NCBI's taxonomy places the organism in Eukaryota, Metazoa, Chordata, Actinopteri, Atheriniformes, Atherinopsidae.